This is a messenger RNA of Cadophora gregata, 381 nucleotides long. RefSeq lists its product as uncharacterized. The record is from RefSeq and is a predicted model, not a curated record. The transcript has a single exon. NCBI's taxonomy places the organism in Eukaryota, Fungi, Ascomycota, Leotiomycetes, Helotiales, Ploettnerulaceae. Bases 1 to 381 code for a protein of 126 amino acids.
AUGGAAGAUUCGACAUUUGCAGUUGUUGCACCUGAGAAAAAGGAUAUCCGCACGCGGCUGUCGUAUAUCACUACGGGCCAAAUACCGAAAGUCAUGAAGGGAAACCCACUCAAUGGCAACUGCAACAAGAAAAAGCCCAAAGCUGCAACCAUCUCGCCGAAACCAACGCUCCGUUUCGUCGAGCAGCCCGUUGGAGGAGUAUACACAGCAGCCGCUUAUUACACUCCUUCAGGGGAAUUAAAUCAUCCCACACAACUUCUUCCAAGGGACGAGCCGCAUCAGAAGAGUGCUCGGGAAAGUUGGAGAUGUAGCUCGUUUGCUGUGACGUCGAAGGAAGACGGGCUGCUGCGUUUCCCAGUUCGUAUUGUAAUAAUCCCAUAG